AUGGUCAGAAAAAUUGAGCUCAAUUUUUUUGAGCCUAAACAUUCAUCAACCUCAUCCUCAAUCCCUUGUUCUGACCAAAGGUGCAAUACUGGAACCUGUCAGAACAAUCAGUGUUAUUACAAUCUUAAGUAUGGAAUUGAUGGUGGACCAUUGCUUGGCACGUCUGGUUAUUACAUGUCAGACCGACUACAUUUGGACACUAUUUUCGAAGGAGCUGUGACAAAAAUUUCUUCAGCUCCUAUUGUUUUCGGGUGUAGUAACUAUAGGAGUGGAUACCUUUCUAAAUAUGAGAAAGCACUCGAUGGAAUAAUCGGACUUGGCCACCAAGAUAUUUCGGUUAUCUCUCAGCUUUCCGCGCAAGGGGUUACUCCUAGAGUAUUCUCCCAUUGUCUGAGUGGAGACAUCGUUGGUGGAGGAACUUUGGUCAUGGGCGAAAUCGUAGAGGCUGAUAUUGUGUAUACAUCGCUUGAUCUAUCACAGCGUCAUUACAACUUAAAUCUAGAGAGCAUAUCUGUCAAUGGUUGGGCAUUGCAAAUCGAUGCAUCAGUAUUUGCAACAUCGAAAGACAGAGGUACCAUUGUUGAUUCUGGAACAACUUUGGCAUACCUUGCAGAAGAGGCGUAUGAUCCUUUUGUUGAUGCGAUUACCACUGCAAUACCACAAUCUGUACACACUGUUUCAUUCAAGGGAUAUCAGUGUUUCGUAACUCCUGACAGUGUCACUGACAUUUUCCCUAAAGUGAGUCUCAAUUUCGCUGGCGGUGUAUCACUGAAUCUAAGGCCCCAAGACUACCUUAUACAGCAAAAUCCUAUUAAUAAUGGUGUAGCAGUGUGGUGUAUUGGAUUUCUGAAGAUCAAAGGUCAAGGCACGACAAUUUUAGGCGAUCUGGUACUGAAAGACAAAAUUUUUGUUUAUGAUCUAGACGGUCAACGCAUUGGAUGGGCUGACUAUAACUGUUCUUUGCCGAUUAAUGUCUCCACGACAAUUGGCACUGGAAGACACGUUAAUACAGGAAAGAUAAGCAGAAGUUCUUGUUUAGAGGAUGGAAUUAUAACAUCUUUCUUUGUAACGUUGAUUUUCUGGUUUAUGUUUUUAUAGUCUCUGCAGUACUGUAUAAUUGUGAUAAUUCCAGAAUAUUGUUUGUGUUGUGACCACUUUCUGCACAAUAGGUUUCAUUAUUUAAUGAAAUGUAGUAAUUCUAUUUUUCAUUAUUUUGAAUUUCAUAUAUGA
Messenger RNA from Trifolium pratense (red clover), 1230 nucleotides. RefSeq names its product aspartic proteinase 36-like. The record is from RefSeq and is a predicted model, not a curated record. The coding region runs from base 1 to 1098 and encodes 365 amino acids. Gene Ontology annotation, biological process: proteolysis. NCBI's taxonomy places the organism in Eukaryota, Viridiplantae, Streptophyta, Magnoliopsida, Fabales, Fabaceae. Gene Ontology annotation, molecular function: aspartic-type endopeptidase activity. The transcript is spliced from 9 exons.